Messenger RNA from Talpa occidentalis (Iberian mole), 4644 nucleotides. It is a transcript of the gene RNFT2, whose product is annotated as ring finger protein, transmembrane 2. Gene Ontology annotation, molecular function: ubiquitin protein ligase activity. The coding region runs from base 666 to 2012 and encodes 448 amino acids. The record is from RefSeq and is a predicted model, not a curated record. Gene Ontology annotation, biological process: positive regulation of ERAD pathway. Lineage: Eukaryota; Metazoa; Chordata; Mammalia; Eulipotyphla; Talpidae. The transcript has 12 exons.
AUGUAGUCUCCUGCCCUUGAAGUCCUUGGGGCGUCUGGCGCUGAGUGGGGAUUGCAGGAAUGAAAGACGCGCCGGGCUUGGUGUCCCGAGGGCACCCCCUGCUCCGCGUGCACUUGAAGCGGAGAUGCUCUCGCUGGCAUCUCGGGGCGGUCGUGUAACGGCCCGGGGCGCAGUUUAAAUCAUCGCCUGCAUCGAAAAGCCUCGGGGUGAUCCUUCCUAGGGAUGUAGUAUGGUGCAUGGAGCCGAGGGUUGAAGGCGUUUCACUCAGUGAUUAAGAUGCUUCCCACGUGUAAAAAUGCAUUCCAGAACUUGAUGUUGGGGAUGAAGGGAGCAAGGGAUCCAGAAAAAGGUAACAGAGACCCAGAGAUGAUUUAUUCAUUGUAUAAGUAUUUGAUGUGUGCUACGCUGUGCCAGCCAGUGUUCUAGAUGUAAAGGGGCGAACCAGGGGGACAGGAUCCCUGCUUUUGUGGCAUUUACAUCCUAAAGGGAGACAGAUGAUAAACAAGUCAACAAACAUGGUUUGGAGUCUCUGGUAAGCGUCCCUGAGCCGUGUGCAUACCGUGGAAGAAGAGGGAGGCACCUGCUUUCUCUGGGAGCCAGCGGUCACUCCCUCAGGAACCCUGAGUGCCCACGUCAGGGGUCAUCAGCAUGGAGUUCUGAAGUCCAUGUGGCUCCUCAAAGUAAACCAGGUUUUAAGGAAAAUGCAGAGACGUCACAGCAGCAACACGGAUAACGUGCCACCUGAAAGAAAUCGCAGCCAAGCGCUCAGCUCUGAGGCAAGUGUGGAUGAAGGCGGCGUCUUUGAGAGUCUGAAGGCAGAAGCAGCCUCCCCGCCAGCGCUCUUCUCCGGCUUAUCUGGCCUCCCCGCGGGCAGCCUCCCGACCACCCCGUUCCCGUCCAGCCUGGUGCUGGGCUCCGCGGCCAGCGGUGGGGACGUGUUCAUCCAGAUGCCGGCAUCGCGGGAGGAAGGGGGCGGCCGUGGUGAGGGGGGUGCCUACCACCACCGCCCCCCGCAUCACCACUUCCACCACAGCAGCCACCGCGGGAGCUCACUGCUGCAGCACGUGGGCGGCGACCACCGUGGGCACUCGGAGGAGGGGGGCGAUGAGCAGCCCGGGACCCCCGCCCCGGCCCUGUCCGAGCUCAAGGCCGUGAUCUGCUGGCUCCAGAAAGGGCUGCCCUUCAUCCUGAUCCUCCUGGCCAAAGUGUGCUUCCAACACAAGCUCGGCAUUGCCGUGUGCAUUGGGAUGGCCAGCACCUUCGCCUAUGCCAACUCCACGCUGCGAGAGCAGGUCUCUCUGAAGGAGAAGAGGUCAGUGCUGGUCAUCUUGUGGAUCUUGACCUUUCUGGCAGGGAACACCCUGUAUGUGCUCUAUACAUUCAGUUCCCAGCAGCUGUAUAACAGCCUCAUAUUCCUGAAGCCCAACCUGGAGACACUGGACUUCUUUGACCUGCUGUGGAUUGUGGGGAUUGCAGACUUUGUGCUGAAGUACAUCACCAUCGCCCUCAAGUGCCUUGUGGUGGCCCUGCCCAAGAUCAUCCUGGCCGUCAAGUCCAAGGGAAAGUUUUAUCUGGUCAUAGAGGAGUUGAGCCAGCUGUUCCGAUCACUUGUCCCCAUCCAGCUGUGGUAUAAAUACAUCAUGGGCGACGAUGCCUCCAACAGCUACUUCCUGGGAGGGGUCCUAAUCAUCCUCUACAGCCUCUGCAAGUCAUUUGACAUCUGUGGCCGAGUGGGCGGAGUUAGAAAAGCCCUGAAACUUCUUUGCACCUCUCAGAAUUACGGAGUCCGGGCCACUGGGCAGCAGUGCACAGAAGCUGGAGAUAUCUGUGCCAUCUGCCAGGCUGAGUUCAGGGAGCCUCUGAUCCUUAUGUGCCAGCACGUGUUCUGUGAGGAGUGUCUCUGCCUCUGGCUGGACCGGGAGCGCACCUGCCCUCUGUGCCGCUCCGUCGCCGUGGACACUCUGCGCUGCUGGAAGGACGGGGCCACCUCUGCGCACUUCCAGGUGUACUAGGGCCGAGGAGAGGCGUCCAGGGCCAGGCACUGGGGAGACAACAGAAGGUUGGCAGUACAGGAAGCGGCUCUGGGGACCUUCUGAAGAACAGGUCUCAAGCACUGACUGCCCUCCCGCCUCGUCCCCCCACCUCUCUCCCUACCCCGCCUUCUGUGGAACAGUGAGUGCAUCCUUCCCUCCCAAUGGGGAAGGCUCCUAAUUCACACUCACCCUCCAUCCAGGUAGGUCUCCCACCCUCUCCCCUCAAGGACCCGCUAAUGGACAAGUCCCACCUGUUAGUUACUUCAAUAACCUGUAAUUCUGUAGAUCAGAAUCACUGUGAUGUAUUUUGCAAAUACAAAUGCUGGGUCCCACCUGAUACCUCAGUGGGUAACUCAGUGUACCCCACACUGAGAGUGACCUCCUGACUCAUGACCUCCGAGCAUCCUGCCUGGAUGACCUCCUGCAAACCUCCCAAUGGCCCAGUGCUGGCGAUACUGUUGCUUCUUCCAUUUUACAGAUAAGGAAACUGAGGCACAGAGCUCUAUGUGCUAACUGUCCCAGCUGGUAAUUAACGGUGGACCGAGUUUUCAGUCCUGCAGGCCCGGGGCCCAGCAGAAGUGGUUUUUAAAAGCACGAGAGGUAUUUGGGUGCCCAUCAGUGGUCCAGGGGCUUAGCAGGUAUGAUUUGGAACCACAUCAAGAAUGCUAAUGGCAAACUUUAACUCCUCAGAUCUAGUUUGAUUGGAUCCAUGAAAAGAAUUGUUCCUUAAAAUUGCUAUUUUCCCUGGCUGGCAUGCGCGUUCACACAUGGGUCUCAGAAAAGGUGGAUCUUGGCCCAGAAGCAGAAGCCACCGGGUCUCCACACCCAGCUCUAUUUCUCUCCUCCUUUCUGGUUCUCUCCCUCACUUAAGUCUCAGGCUUGUCAACAGCUCCGUGGACAGCCUCCUCCCCUGAGAGCUUCCAGAGCCAAAGGGACGAUUCCCCGCUAUGGAGUUUUCCACACGCUGGGGUGGCGGCAUAGAGACCGUAGCAAUCGGCGUUUCUGUCUCUCUAUAACCCAGCUACCGAUCUCUAUAACAGAGCGGCUUCUCCCCCCAUGAGAUCCUCCCUGCUUUGAAAUCUGGGAGGAGACAGCCCAGGUGAUGACAUAAAAACCACUGGAAUCUUGCCUGCCUCACCCCUCUCCCAACUCCGGGAUCUCAUUGUGAUCCUCAGCACAGCUAGCUGGCAAGGACGCAUUACAGAGAAAGCAGCUGUGUGGCCAGUGAGCAGGUUAGCAAGAGAGUCCCGGGAGAAACGGCAAGAGCCUUGCUGCCCCUUGGCACUCAGCCAGAAGGACAUGCCCUCCCCAUCCCCGAUAGAGCCAGGAUACAGCCCCUUUGUGCCACCAAGCCAGGCCUUUCCUUUUGCCUGACGUCCCUGGCUCUUGCCUGGUACCCAGCAAGACAUCCCUUCUAGGGCAGCGUGGCAUCUUUCAAGCUCUGUUACUAUGGCAAUGGCCACGAUGUGACUGUCUCACUUGCCUCGCUUGAUAAUCAAGUCAGAAAGGGAAAUGGAGGGGGAACUGGAAUCGGGUACAUAAAACUGCUCUGUUCUCCCCCCUUGAGGAAGAACCGAAAGGAAGCAACAAGAGCUUCUGCAGCUGGUUUUUAUCUGAAGGAUCUUCCUGCCUGCAGAGGCCAUCAAACAGGCACAAGAAAUUGGAGCGAGAGAAGAAUUACUCAAGUGCCAGCAUGAGAUGGCACAGAUAGAGCAGACCGUUGGGAGGCAGGCCUAGAAUUCUGAUUCCAAACUCUGCAUGACUUUGAGAAGUCGCUUUACCUCCCUGUAGCCAUCUCCAGGAUGACACAACCUAGCCAGUUAUCUACUGGAACUUGGGAAACAAAUGAUGUCGGUUACUGGCAAGUACACCAAUGGUUUUGUCAAUUACACUCAUGCCACCAAAAGAAGAAAAAAAAAAAAAAAAACCUCACCUUCUGUCUAUAAUGAUACUACAGAGUGUCACCUGGGGGUGAUCGGGGCAGGUGGGGUGAUUUUGUUUGGGAUUUUAUUCAUUCUCUACUCUUGAAGAAAGCCCUGUCUGGAGGUUUUCUUUGGGGAGGAUUUAACUUCUGCUCUAGGGAGAAACAGUGGCUAGUGUAGGGUUUUCCAAACAGCAGCCUGCAUGAGUGUAAAAGGCACCAAGAGUGCCCCCUGGAAAGGAAGACCACCACUCUCUUUCACGUGUCUUGGCCCUGCGGCUCCUUUGUUAACAGCAGGGCUGAUGGCGUGUCGUGCUGGACUAUCCAGCCCUGAACAUUUUAUGACUCGCUGGUUCCAGUUCCACAAAAUCAUGAGAAAUGGUGCUCUUCAUGUAAAAGAUCUGGAGUGUAAUAAAUCUGAGAGAAUGAAAGGCAGGCUUUGGACCUGCAUGUUAACUAACAGGUUCAUCACCUUCCUGAGAGGAAAAUGUGAGGAGUACUGGGGCAACAUCCAGGUGCCUAAGACUUGGGGUGAGAAGAGGAAAUGUAGAGUGAAUUCUGGAAUCCUUUGGUACUUGUAUGGGGCCCAACUGGGCCACUCUGGUGUUUCUGUUUUUGUUUUGUUUUUUUUUUUCCACUCUGAUGUUUUUAAUGCCCCCUUAAGUUCCCUUCUGCCAAUAAAGAUCAUCU